Molecule: messenger RNA, 3389 nt
Organism: Manis javanica (Malayan pangolin)
Lineage: Eukaryota; Metazoa; Chordata; Mammalia; Pholidota; Manidae
Gene: ARMC9
Product: armadillo repeat containing 9
Biological process (GO): cilium assembly
Cellular component (GO): ciliary tip; centriole; ciliary basal body
Molecular function (GO): protein binding
Source: RefSeq, a predicted model, not a curated record
GUUAUCACCCCAAAUCACAAAGAUUAUGACUCGCGCAGGUGCUCUUUCAGUGCUGGUGAACUUCAGUUCAAAAGCUCCACGUGCAGAAAGGGAUUUGAGCUCCUAUUUUAUUUUUAAGAACCCAAAUCAUCAGGGGGAAAAAUUUCUCUAAAAUCCCUGGAAACGUCUGCAGCGAUGUGGAACCCUGAUCCUGGAGCUUGACGGCAGAUAAGGUGCGACACUUUUGGUUCUAAGUAGUCAUUGGUCACGCCUGGAAAUUGGGAAUAACAACGCCUAUUUCUUUUUCCAGUAACGCUGCGCUGUACCGUAAUCUUCUCGCCGGUUUUUAUUUCCCUGUGGUACCAGCUCCUUGACGGUCAGGGGUUGGGCCUGGUCCGGUUCAUCCCCAGGCCGGCACAGUGCCCGGACCCACGUGUAGGGAAACGAAUGAAUGGGAAGUCGUCGGGAGGUGGUCGGGACAAGCGGAAGGACAGCGUGCGUCCCGCAUCGGUCACUGGACCACGAACCGUCGACCCCGCUGUCAGCAAGGUUAACAGCCACAGUUCCCAAGGCUCCCGCCUAUCCUCCCAGGAUGCUCCGCGCCAGCUGCGCUCGGGGAUUGGCUGUGCCACCUCACGUGACGACGGCGGCGGUUGCCGGGGCGACUGCUGUAAAGGUGGCGGCCGAGCCGGGUAGGCGCGAGUGUCUGAGGCAGAGCAGCAGAUUUUUGCUGUGAGGAUUGACAGUAAUAGUUCAAUAUGGGGGAUAUUCUGGCUCCUGAAUCAGAAUUACUUGGACUAGUGAAAGAGUAUUUAGACUUUGCCGAAUUUGAAGACACCUUGAAAACAUUUUCAAAAGAAUGCAAAAUAAAAGGAAAACCAUUAUCUAAAACAACAGGUGGCUCUUUAAGGGACUCCCAAUCAUUGAUAAUCCAGAAGGACCUCAUUGCUGCAUUUGACAGUGGAGACCAGAAGGUGUUCUUCGACUUGUGGGAGGAGCACAUUCCCAGUUGCAUCCCAGAUGGGGACUCCGUUGCCCAGAAGUUGGAGUUCUACCUUCACAUCCACUUUGCCAUCUAUCUUCUGAAACACUCCGUAGGGAGACCUGACAAAGAGGAACUGGAUGAAAGGAUUUCUUAUUUCAAAACCUACCUGGAGACCAAAGGGGCAGCACUGAGCCAGACCACGGAGUUUCUACCUUUCUAUGCCCUGCCUUUUGUUCCCAACCCUAUGGCCCACCCCUCGUUUAGAGAGCUCUUCCAGGAUUCUUGGACUCCAGAAUUAAAGUUGAAGUUGGAAAAGUUUCUGGCUUUAAUUUUUAAAGUCAAUAACACACCAAAGCUUUUAACAUUAUAUAGGGAGAAUGGACAAGGUAACAAAGAAAUGCUGCAGCAGCUCCACCAACAGCUGGUAGAAGCUGAGCGUAGGUCGAUGACAUACCUGAAGCGGUACAAUAAAAUCCAGGCGGACUACCACAAUCUCAUCGGAGUCACGGCAGAGCUGGUGGACUCCCUGGAGGCGACGGUCAGUGGCAGGAUGAUCACGCCCGAGUACCUCCAGAGCGUGUGCGUCCGCCUCUUCAGUAACCAAAUGCGGCAGAGCCUGGCACACAGCAUGGACUUCACCAGGCCUGGGACGGCUUCAACCAUGUUAAGAGCCUCCUUGGCACCUGUAAAACUGAAGGAUGUCCCAUUACUGCCCUCUUUGGAUUAUGAGAAACUGAAGAAGGAUUUGGUUUGGGGGAGUGACCGCUUGAAAGCCCUCUUGUUGCAGGCUCUGCGCUGGCGCUUGACCGCAUCCCAUCCUGGAGAGCAGAGGGAGACUGUUCUGCAAGCCUACGUGAGCAAUGACCUCUUGGACUGCCAUAGCCACAGCCAGAGGAGUGUGCUUCAGCUGCUGCACUCAAAGAGCGAGGUGGUGCGGCAGUACAUGGCCCAGCUCAUCAAUGCUUUCGCGUCGCUGGCAGAAGGUCGCCUCUACCUCUCCCAGAACACAAAGGUGCUGCGGAUGCUGGAGGAAAGGCUGAAGGAGGAAGACAAGGACCUUGGCACACGGGAGAAUGUUCUCGGGGCCUUGCAGAAGUUCAGCCUCAGGCGCGCACUGCAAACAGCGAUGAUUCGAGAUGGGCUCAUCUUCUGGCUGAUUGACAUUCUGAAGGACCCCGACUGCCUGUCUGACUAUAUGCUGGAGUACUCGGUGGCUUUGCUCAUGAACCUCUGCCUCCGGAGUGCAGGGAAGAAUAUGUGUGCCAAGGUGGCCCAUCUCGUGCUGAAAGUUCUUUCGGAUCUGCUUGGCCACGAAAACCACGAGAUACAGCCAUAUGUGAAUGGAGCUCUGUACAGUAUCCUUUCUAUUCCAUCUAUUCGUGAGGAAGCAAGAGCAAUGGGAAUGGAGGACAUCCUUCGCUGCUUCAGCAAAGAAGGCGAUGCUGAAAUGACCCGCCAGAUCGAAUUUAUCAUCAAGCAGCUCAAUUCAGAAGAGCUACUGGAUGGUGUUCUUGAAUCGGAUGAUGAAGAGGAGGAAGAUGAUGAAGAGGACCAUGACACUAUGGAAGCUGCUCUGGACAAAGAUGAACUGAUCCAGCCCCAGCUUGGAGAACUCUCAGGGGAGAAGCUUCUGACCACGGAGUACUUGGGAAUCAUGACCAACACCGGGAAGACGAGGCGGAAGGGGCUGGCCAGUGUGCAGUGGGGCAGCAGCGAGCCCCUGCACCGGCCAGUCACGCCCAGCGGCCGCAGGACCGAGUGCCCAGUUCUGGAAGAGCAUCGCAUUUCUCCCCAGAUGGCUCAAAAUGCCAGAAACAGCUGCCUGCCACCCCUGCCCAGUGCCCACCUUCCAGUCUACAAGGAGGGCGAGCACCGUGACUCUGAGCCCUGUGUUUCCUCUUCGUGUAAGGGCAUUGGCAGCAUGCGGGGGGUCGACUUGGGACUCAUGAGGCCUAGAAUCUAAUGCAGCAGCAGCAGUGGCGAUCUGGAAAGGCCUCGGGCCUGUUCGUGGGGAGCCCUCUGACCUCAGCUUCUGCCCUGCCUCAUACGGGCUCCCGGGCCUGCAGUCCCAUGGCCAGACCGGACCGUGGGCUGCUCCAAAGCCCCUUCUCUCUGAGCACCGAGCCCACUGCUCAACAUCUGCAAGCAAUGUGGGCAAUCAGCCGUGUUUGGUGUGAGAUUUCAGAGUAGGAAUCUCAGAACAAUGUGGAGCUCUGACCAAGGCUUUGUCACCUCACGCUCUGCUGCUGAGACGACCAGCAGUGGGUUGGAAGGCUGGAAUGAGUCACAAAUGUGUGACUAGGAACAAAAACUGCUGUGGGACUCAAAAACACAUUUUGAAGCAUCUAGUUGGGUUCACCAAAGGCUGAUGGGGAUGAAAGUAUUUUUUAGAUGCCAGAAAAAAUAUAUAUGCUUGAAUAAGAAA